Botrytis deweyae is the source of this 1167-nucleotide messenger RNA. RefSeq lists its product as uncharacterized. The record is from RefSeq and is a predicted model, not a curated record. NCBI's taxonomy places the organism in Eukaryota, Fungi, Ascomycota, Leotiomycetes, Helotiales, Sclerotiniaceae. The coding region runs from base 1 to 1167 and encodes 388 amino acids. The transcript has a single exon.
AUGGCGACCAAAUUUACUAAAUUUCCAGAAUUGCCAUUAGAGCUACAACGCAAGAUCUGGAGGUUUUGUGUCAUGGAAGAUCGUGUAAUGGAGCUGGACUGCCCAGAUGCGGAUAACAUGAGUACAAAAUGUAUCAUGAAAUCGACAUCCCAUGCAAACGCACAACAGCCAGCAUACAGUCUAGUAUGUCACGAGGCGCGAGAUGCCGCAUUUCAAGAUGGUGGACACUUAUGGAACCUAUACAAGUUGUGGAAAGCAAAAGGAUUCGAUCAGAAACCAGAUUGGGAGGACCCAUGCCUGCUCCAGAAUCCGUGGUUUAAUCCCGGAAAAGAUAUCCUGCAUCUCAAUUGGAGACCGGGUCACGCGGAGGGCUGGGGUAUAUCCAGUGAUGAUAGUCCUCAUCGAACUCUCAUUGCGUAUGCCAAAACCGCUCGAGGAGGCUCGUUCAUGGCAGAUCUUGUGGCAGAUUUCAUCAAGCCAGCGGUGGGCAUGGAGGGCAUACGGAUUUGUGCUCGACCUUCGAUAGGAGAAAUCAAGCGCAACUUUCCACUCAUCGAGCAAAUGAACGGCUUCAAAGUCUGUCUCACGGUCAUUACCAUUCAUGCCACCGCCAAACAGGUUGUUGACGCUCAGCUGUUUGGGAGCUCGGCGGCACCGGUCCAACUUGUCGAAACCUCGGACCGAGAGACCAUUCGUUGUAUGUACAAACUGUGGCUUACUACUUUUCUUGACGAUGCUAAAUUAAAGGACCCUGAGCCUGAGAAAAUAUUUGAAGAAAUGAUUUUCACCCCCGAUGACUUCGAGGCUCGUGUCUGCAAAUGGCAUGAGGAGUAUGAAUGUAAUUGGCUCUGGUACAAAUGGACCGAAAAAUAUCGCCAUGGGACUUUGAAUAGUAUUGAUUCACCUCGAGAUGUCUGGACUGGGCCAGACUUCAACCGUAUAGGACGACUAAAUACGGGCCUUGAUCCGGGUGCUAUAUGGAUGCCAGACCAAGACUUCAACAGGGCGCACCCGUGGGUUCGAUCUAUACUCGACGAGAUGCCUCGUUUUCAUCCUGUCAUAAUGUUCAGAUUCUGUGAAGCCAAGUGCUACGAUCGACCGCCAUAUGCUCCCCCAAUGGAGGUUCACCAGAUUGCGCACUUGCCGCCAAUAAUUUUUAUAGAUUAA